UGUCAUGAGGGGCGUGGCGGAAAGCACGCAUGCUAGCGCCCGCUAAUGCUCUUCAAGUUUGUGCGAAGGGCUGGCUGUGGUUGAAUACAGCAGCAGCACUGUCUGACUGACUGAGUCUCGCAGGUGGAAUAUAUAGUAAAAACACCGUUUUAAUAUUCCCGGAGAUAUAACAAUUGUCGAUUAUCUUUUCUGAACCAGUGUAAACCGGAGCUGUCAUGCAAACAUAGCCGUUAGCAAGCGAGCCAGGCCGAGGAGAGCUGGCUAGUUGUAUCCUUCAUCCAGACAGGAGCAUAAAUGUUUCACACAAGCCAGUUUACCGAGUUUGUCGACGCUGAAGACGAUGCGCAAGGACGUGAGAAUAUUAUUAGUGGGGGAGCCCAAAGUGGGGAAGACGUCUCUCAUCAUGUCCCUGGUCAGUGAGGAGUUCCCAAAUGUGGUUCCCUACCGAGCUGAGGAAAUUACCAUACCUGCAGAUGUCACACCAGAGAGAGUUCCCACACACAUUGUGGACUAUUCAGAGGCAGAGCAGACAGAUGAGCAGUUGUUUCAGGAGAUCUCCAAGGCAAAUGUGAUUUGCAUUGUCUACUCUGUCAACAACAAGAAGUCCAUAGAAAAGGUGACGAGCCACUGGAUCCCCCUCAUUACUGAGAACACAGACAAGGACAGCAGGGUUCCUCUGAUUCUGGUGGGAAACAAGUCGGACCUGGUGGAACACAGCAGCAUGGAGACCAUACUGCCCAUUAUGAACCGGCACAGUGAGAUAGAGACUUGUGUUGAGUGUUCAGCAAAGAACCUGAAGAACAUCUCAGAGCUGUUCUACUACGCCCAAAAGGCAGUUCUGCACCCCACAGGUCCUCUUUACUGUCCAGAUAAAAAAGAUAUGAAGCCACUGUGUGUCAAAGCCCUGACUCGAAUCUUCAAAGUGUCUGACCUGGACAAUGAUGGGAUUCUCAAUGAUAACGAGCUCAACUUCUUCCAGCGGACGUGCUUUAACACCCCACUAGAGUCUCAGGCGUUGGAGGAUGUAAAAAAUGUGGUGAGGAAGAAUUUGAAUGACGGAGUGCGUGACAACGGACUCACUCUGCAAGGCUUCCUCUUCCUCCACACCCUGUUCAUACAGCGAGGGCGCCAUGAAACAACGUGGACAGUGCUAAGGAGGUUUGGGUACGACGAUGACCUGGAGUUAAAUCAGGACUAUCUCUUUCCUCCGUUGAAACUUCCUCCAGACUGCACCACAGAGCUCAACCAUAAUGCCUACCUCUUCCUCCAGAGCGUCUUUGACAAACAUGACAAGGACCGUGACUGUGCCUUGUCACCAGAGGAGAUGAGGGACCUGUUUGAUGUUUUUCCCUACAUGCCCUGGGGUCCAGAUGUCAAUAACACAGUUUGCACUAAUGACCAGGGCUGGAUCACCUACCAGGGAUAUCUCUCCCAGUGGACGUUAACAACGUAUCUGGAUGUCCAACGAUGCCUGGAGUAUUUGGGUUACCUCGGUUACUCAAUCAUUGCUGAGCAGGAGUCCCAAGCAGCAGGGAUUACAGUGACGAGAGAUAAGAAGAUCGACCUGCAGAAGAAGCAGACGCAGCGCAGCGUCUUCCGCUGUAAUGUCUUUGGAGACAUUGGCAGCGGCAAGAGCAGCUUCCUCCAAGCCUUCCUGGGUAGAAACCUCCUGUGUCAAAAAACGAUUAGAGAGGAACACAGAUCCUACUAUGCCAUCAGCACAACCUAUGUUUACGGCCAGGAGAAAUACCUUCUUCUUCAUGAAGUGUUCCCGGACUUUGACUAUCUGUCUGAUGCUGAUCUGGCCUGUGACAUUGUCUGCCUGGUCUAUGAUGUCGGCAACCCUUACUCCUUUGAAUACUGCACCAAAGUCUUCAAGCAAUACUUCGUGGACAGCAAGAUUCCAUGUAUGAUGAUAGCAGCGAAGUCCGACCUGCCAGAGGUCAAACAGAUCUACGGCUGCAGUCCUCUGGAGUUCUGUAGGCGGCACAAGAUGCCACCUCCCCAGUCCUUCACAUGUAACACUGCAGCAGCACCCAGCAGAGACAUCUACACCAAACUUACCACUAUGGCCAUGCACCCCCACGCCCGGCUGCGCUGCAUGUGCACUUGUAACCGGUGCACCUUCUGCUUGUGUCAAAACUUCCUCAACUCUGAGCUGCUGCAGACGGUCAGGGCCAAACUCUACGCUGUUGUACUCAUAAGACAUGUGAGCCAAGCGGACCUGAAGAGCUCGACCUUCUGGCUGAAAGCGAGUGUCGGGGCCACGGUGUUUGCCGUGCUGGGCUUCGCCAUGUACAGAGUGCUGCUCAAACCACGGUGAUCCUCGGGCACCUGGGUCCAACCCUCUUCACCCCAUGGUACAUAUAGAGCUAUUUUGACCAGUCACACCAUUAGGCUCUCCCACUUGCAUUUAGUAAAUUAAAAUCUAUUUCAAAUCUGUCGUGGUUUUGUUUUGGCAGGAAAGAAAAAUGUAUGAAAGCUUACCUUCGCAUUUUUGCAUUUUCAUUCCACUGUAAAUUGCAAGUUUUUGCAAAGUACUAUAUCUAUAUUUAUAUAAAAAAUGAGAAUGAGGGUAAGCCACUGAUGAGCCAAAGUGAGUAACAAGUGAGUUAUAUAUAUAUAUAUAUAUAUAUAGCUAUUUUUGGUUGCUUGCUGUAAGUUGUGAUAGGGAUUGUGAUAUGUCAAUAACACUGAUGCUUUUAUUAGACUGAACAAUAUGUAUAUAGUGUAUAUAAUAUAGUAGACUGUACAUUUGUUUGUCAUUGUCUAACUCACACACACAAUACUGAAUGCAAGGGUAUUAGCUUAACAGUCUGGUUAUGAACUCACACAAACAUUAGCAUUGAUAUUCACAUUGACAGAAAUUGGUUUGACUUUUAGGGCCAAACGCUUGGAUGCAAACUUUUCUAAUGUUUGUACAUUUCAGCAGGUCAGUGUUUGAUCAGUGGAUGUGAAUAUGGGUCUGCUGCUCUCUCUCGUGUGUUACUGUGUUAAGAUAUUUGAAAACACUUUACAGUCACUCUGUACAUUUUGAAUUUGCAUGCUUCAGAAUUUCUGACCACAUUCCAGUGUUUUUAAGACUUACUGUACAACCUUCUCCACAUUGCUUUCCAUCAUCCGGUCGAGUCAUAGUAAAGUUUGACAGUCAUUUGACCCUUGUUGUGAUUCCCAGUCACCUCUCCUGAUCGCAGAAGAUGCAAUAAUGUGGCCCCAGAUGUUGAUUUCCAUGCAAUUGCAACUGCUUGCCACAAUGUACGGUUUGAUGUAUUCACUUAGCCAUGCCUUUCCAAAAGUUUACAAUAAAUAAAUCUCUCUGUUACAUC
This is a messenger RNA of Perca flavescens (yellow perch), 3326 nucleotides long. It is a transcript of the gene rhot1b, whose product is annotated as ras homolog family member T1. The record is from RefSeq and is a predicted model, not a curated record. Gene Ontology annotation, biological process: mitochondrion organization. The transcript has 20 exons. Gene Ontology annotation, cellular component: mitochondrial outer membrane. Gene Ontology annotation, molecular function: GTPase activity; calcium ion binding; GTP binding. The coding region runs from base 341 to 2323 and encodes 660 amino acids. Lineage: Eukaryota; Metazoa; Chordata; Actinopteri; Perciformes; Percidae.